Messenger RNA from Drosophila kikkawai, 2306 nucleotides. RefSeq names its product Hormone-receptor-like in 78 (gene Hr78). Gene Ontology annotation, molecular function: nuclear receptor activity; RNA polymerase II cis-regulatory region sequence-specific DNA binding; zinc ion binding. Gene Ontology annotation, biological process: cell differentiation; anatomical structure development; regulation of transcription by RNA polymerase II. NCBI's taxonomy places the organism in Eukaryota, Metazoa, Arthropoda, Insecta, Diptera, Drosophilidae. The record is from RefSeq and is a predicted model, not a curated record.
UCUUUUUUGUUGAAGUGUAGCACAUAAACGGAAAACCUGGCGAGCACUGCCAUUGUUCGCGAUAAAAAGGCUUCGAGCAAGCUAAACGUGUCUAAAAAAUUGAAGUAAAUCGUCAAUAGUGCCAAUAAUCACACCAAAGUGAUGUUUUAAAUGUGCAAUAAUGGCUGAAUUCCAAUAAGAAUUAUCAAGAAUUAUCAACUUACGACUAUUUAUACGCCCUGUGCUGUACACACCAACAAUGGACGUUAAGGUUGAGGCGUUCAUCAAAAGCGAAGAAAACCGAGGAGCGAUGCCUCUGAUUGGAAGUAGCAGUUCGUCGGGCGGCGCUCCAACAGUGGGUGGAGGAGCCGUGGGAAUCGGAGCAUCCGCCACGUUGAGCGUGGAGCUGUGCCUGGUGUGCGGAGACCGCGCCUCCGGGCGGCACUACGGCGCCAUCAGCUGCGAGGGCUGCAAGGGCUUCUUCAAGCGCUCGAUCCGCAAGCAGCUGGGCUACCAAUGUCGGGGCGCUAUGAACUGCGAGGUGACGAAGCACCAUCGGAAUCGGUGCCAGUUCUGCAGGCUGCAAAAGUGCCUGGCCAGCGGCAUGCGAAGUGAUUCUGUGCAGCACGAGAGGAAGCCGAUUGUGGACAGAAAGGAGGGAAUCAUUAACGCGGCAGCAGGUGGCUCAUCCGCUUCUGGUGGUGGAGGAGGCUCCUCCACUUACCUCUCCGGGAAGGCGGGCUAUCAACCGGGUGGGCGUGGUAAGGGGCACAGUGUCAAGGCCGAGGCCGCAGCCACUCCCCCUGUGCAGAGCACCACAGCCACGCCGUUCAAUUUGAAUGAGAAUUUGUUUCCAAUGGGGCUGAACUUUGCCGAAUUAACGCAGACCCUAAUGUUUGCCACCCAACAACAGCAGCAACAGCAACAACAGCAGCAGCAGAGCGGCAGCUAUUCCCCUGACCUUCCCAAGGCAGAUCCCGAGGACGAUGAAGACGACUCGAUGGACAACAGCAGCACGCUGUGCCUGCAGCUCUUGGCCAACAGCGCCAGCAACAAUAAUUCGCAGCACCUGAACUUCAAUGCUGGCGGAGAAGCGCCGACGAGCACACUGCCUACAACCUCGACAAUGGGCCUCAUCCAGAGCUCGAUGGACAUGCGGGUGAUCCACAAGGGACUGCAGGUUCUGCACCCCAUUCAGAAUCAGUUGGAAAAGAGUGGGAAUCUAAGUUUGAAGCCCGAAUGCGAUUCAGAGGCGGAGGACAGCGGCACCGAAGACGCUGCCGAUGGUGAACUGGAGCACAUGGACCUUGACUUUGAGUGCGGUGCGAAUCGUGGUCCCAGCGCGGGCGACUUUGUGGUUAAUGAGGUGGUAUUUGAACAGGAUCUACUUACUGACGCCCAGUGCGCCUUCAAUGUUCAGCCCCCCACAUUGGUUCACUCGUACUUGAACAUCCACUAUGUGUGUGAAACGGGAUCGAGGAUCAUAUUCCUUACUAUCCACACCCUUCGCAAGGUACCGGUGUUUGAUCAGCUGGACGCCCAUAGUCAAGUGAAACUGUUGCGGGGUGCCUGGCCAGCUCUGAUGGCUGUUGCGUUGGCUCAAUGUCAGGGCCAGCUAUCGGUGCCCACGAUUAUUGGGCAGUUUAUACAGAGCACUCGACAACUGGCAGAUAUUGACAAGAUCGAGCCCCUUAAGAUCUCCAAGAUGGCCAAUCUCACGCGCACCCUCCACGACUUCCUUCAGGAACUGCAGUCGCUGGAAGCCACAGACCUGGAGUUCGGACUUGUGCGACUAAUCCUGCUCUUCAAUCCCUCCCUACUCCAGCAGCGCAAGGAGCGUCAGCUAAGGGGAUACGUUCGAAAAGUUCAACUCAAAGCUUUAUCCAACUUACGCCGACAGGGGGGUGGUGGUGGAGAGGAGCGCUUCCAUGCGCUGGUGGCCAGACUACUGCCACUGAGCAGCCUGGAUGCGGAGGCCAUGGAGGAGCUGUUCUUCGCCAAUUUAGUUGGCCAGAUGCAGAUGGAUGCCCUGAUUCCGUUUAUACUGAUGACCAGCAACACCAGUGGCCUGUAGUUGAAGGGACAAUAAAGAAUUUGGUGGGCGGGCCAUGAAGCUGCGCAACGCCCACAAGCAAGACUGAAGAUGGACCAAGUGCGGGCAAUACAAGUAGAAAUAAGGAAAACCCCCAUAAUAUAUAUUUAAUAAAUAUUUUGUCAGACAAUAUUCACACGCAUGGGACGUGAGUUUAUUGUUAUUCGCAAUAUAAUUAAAUGAAAUCAAUUUACAAAAUAAAAUAAAGAAUGUUUUUUAAACAAUGUUUACAAAA